Fusarium vanettenii 77-13-4 is the source of this 1689-nucleotide messenger RNA. RefSeq lists its product as uncharacterized. Gene Ontology annotation, molecular function: flavin adenine dinucleotide binding; oxidoreductase activity, acting on CH-OH group of donors. Lineage: Eukaryota; Fungi; Ascomycota; Sordariomycetes; Hypocreales; Nectriaceae. The record is from RefSeq and is a predicted model, not a curated record. The transcript is spliced from 5 exons. The coding region runs from base 1 to 1689 and encodes 562 amino acids.
AUGGAGUCUGUCUUGGAUAAAUACGACUAUAUUGUUGUUGGUGGUGGGACAAGCGGAUUGGUGGUUGCUAACAGGCUGAGUGAGGACCAGAGCAAAACCGUCUUGGUCGUCGAAUAUGGCGACUUUGCCAACACCAUCAACGUUACGGUGCCCUAUUUUACCACUUUAGAUCAAACACCUCGGCUUUACAACAUGACAUCUGUCCCUCAGGUUCAUCUAGACGGUCGCACCAGCAGGAUGCGUCUCGGAAGCGUGCAGUUAGGAAAUCCCGGUUGGGGAUGGAAGACUCUGCUCAAGUAUUUUCGCAAGUCAUCGAGGUUCUCUCCCCCAGCUAAGGAAUACGUUGACAAGUAUGGUUAUACAUGGACUCCCGAGUCAUAUGGACACGGCCCAAUUAAAGUUGGAUAUCCAUCCUGGCAAUGGCCAGGGGCAGCUAUGCAAGCGGAAGCUUGGACAGAAGAUCUGGAUGCAGACAUCUUACGUGAUGGCGCUGAUGGAAAGAACGUUGGCCUGGCUUGGAUCCCCCAGAACUCUGGUGGUAAAGAAGCAACACGGUCAAGCGCAGAGACGGCCUACUACCAACCAGCCAGUCGUCGCCCGAACCUCCAUCUGCUGGUCCGACAUUACGGAGCUCCUAUCAAGUUCAACGGCAACAUCACGACAGGCGUCGAGAUUGCUAGCCGAGACGGGGGACCAUCGAGGUGCAUCUUAUCCAAGAACGUUAUCCUCGCUGCAGGAGCCAUUAACACUCCUCGGAUCCUGCAGCUGAGUGGCAUUGGGCCUAAGAAGCUGCUCGACUCGCUUGAUAUCGAUGUUGUUGUUGAUGCACCUGGAGUCGGGGCUAACUUCCAGGACCAUCCGACCUUUAACAUGAUUUAUGAGUUCAACAACAAGAGUGUCCCAACUCGCGAUCUUAUGAAUGACCCUGACUUCUAUGACGCCGCGUGGGAGGAAUAUGUCACUAACAAGACCGGGCCUUUCUCGCACGCAUGGGGAAACUAUAUCUCUUUCUCAUCCCUUCAAGACCUUGAUCCGGACUUUGAGGCCAUAGCCAAGAGCCUCGAGGAUCAAGAGCCGUUGGAGCACUUGCCUGCCAUCUACGCCGAGAACCCCUCUCUCGUCAAGGGUUUCCUCAAGCAGCGUCGAGUUUUGCAGUCGCAAUUCCUCAACCCUGAGGCUGGAAUUCUGGAAAUCGUCUUUAGCGGUUCGAUCGUUGUCCCUGUUGCUCUUCAGAAGCCUCUAUCCCGAGGCACCAUCUUCAUCAACACCACCAACGCGGACCCUUCCAUCUCACCGCUCAUCGACUUCAACACAGCCGCCAACCCGGUUGACAUGCACAUCGUGAUGCGAGCCCUCACCAAAGCCCGCCAAUUCAUGGCCGCAGAGAGCGUUGCCUCUCUUGAACCUGUCGAAGUAUCUCCCGGACUGACUCUUCAGGAUGAGGUUGAGAUUCAGACGGCCAUGCGAAAGACAUUCCUUAGUCCCAGUUUGGACCAUCCUGUUGGAACAGCUGCUAUGAUGCCGCGAGAAUGGGGAGGUGUGGUUGACACAAAUCUCCGGGUGUAUGGUGUUGAGGGGCUAUGGGUGGUUGAUGCGAGCGUGAUGCCUCUGCUUCCGGCGGCUCAUACUCAGGCUACGGUGUAUGCUGUGGCAGAAUAUGCAGCAGAUCUCAUCAAGGGCAAUAGCUGA